AUGGCAGAUUCUCCAACUGUGGAGAAGAUCAAUGUUUACAACACUGUAACAGGCUUCAACAACAUCAGCCAGGCUUCAGUGUCCUUCUCUGAGGCUGCUGACCCACAUGAGAGUGGACCCCCACUCCCUACGUCAGUGGGUCUGUCCGAUUAUGAUAAGAGGAGCCCCAGCUCUUGCCGACAUCCCCUAAAGGACGCACGUCAAAGGAGUUCAGAUUCCUGUGAGUUCACUCUGGAUCCAAACACAGCGAACAGUUAUCUCUCUCUGUCUGACGGGAACAGAAAGGUGGAAUUUGUGAAAGAUUCACAGUCGUAUCCUGAUCAUCCAGAGAGAUUUGAUGGCUGUGUGCAGGUUCUGUGUAGAGAGAGUCUGACUGGACGCUGUUACUGGGAGGCUGAGUGGAGCGGGAUGGUUGAUAUAGCAGUAACAUAUAACUCAAUCAGCAGGAAAGGAGACAGUGCUGACUGUCGGUUUGGAUGGAAUGUAAAGUCCUGGAUUCUGAGCUGCUCUGAUGACAGUUACUCUGUCUAUCACAAUAAUAACAGCACUGAACUCUCUGCUCGUCCCUCCAGCUCUGAGACAGUAGGAGUGUAUGUGGACUGUCCGGCCGGCACUCUGUCCUUCUACAGCAUCUCCUCACACACACUGACACACCUACACACAUUCAGCACCACAUUCACUGAACCACUCUGCGCUGGGUUUACAGUUUGGGGUUUGGGCUCCUCAGUGUGUUUAAAAUAAAUAAUCUUGAAAAUCUUCAAAAUCACAAAACACACACACACACACACACA
Colossoma macropomum (tambaqui) is the source of this 791-nucleotide messenger RNA. Its product is annotated as stonustoxin subunit beta-like. Bases 1 to 741 code for a protein of 246 amino acids. The transcript is spliced from 3 exons. Lineage: Eukaryota; Metazoa; Chordata; Actinopteri; Characiformes; Serrasalmidae. Gene Ontology annotation, molecular function: protein binding. The record is from RefSeq and is a predicted model, not a curated record.